Molecule: messenger RNA, 1731 nt
Organism: Theobroma cacao (cacao)
Lineage: Eukaryota; Viridiplantae; Streptophyta; Magnoliopsida; Malvales; Malvaceae
Product: 3'-5' exonuclease domain-containing protein
Biological process (GO): nucleobase-containing compound metabolic process
Molecular function (GO): 3'-5' exonuclease activity; nucleic acid binding
Source: RefSeq, a predicted model, not a curated record
AAACCCAUCUAAAUUUUGCACAAUCCACUAGAAUUUCUCUUUACAAUGGAUGUGCACCUGGUCUCCUCGAUAGACUCGGACGAGUUCACUCACCUGACUCGGGCCCUCUCUCGUUCCACCCUCAUCGGGCUCGACGCCGAGUGGAAGCCCAUUCGGUCCCAACAGUCCACUUUCCCCACAGUCACCCUCCUCCAACUUGCGUGUCAACUCGGCGACGACCCGGCCGAGUGGGACGAGUCGUUGGUCUUCUUGCUCGACCUCGCGUCAAUUCCCUUGUCUUCGAUAUGGGAAUUGUUAAAGGACGUGUUUGUUUCACCAGAUAUAUUGAAAUUGGGGUUUAAGUUCAAGCAAGAUUUGAUUUUCUUGUCUUCCACUUUUGGUGCUGAAGGAUGUGAUCCUGCCUUUGAUAAAGUGGAGCCCUAUUUGGACAUCACCAACAUACACAAGUUUUUGCAACAUAAACAAGGAAAGAAGGUAUCAAAGGAUACAAAGAGUUUGUCAGCUAUAUGUGAAGAAGUGUUGGGUAUUUCUCUUUCCAAGGCACUUCAAUGUAGUGAUUGGUCCCAUCGUCCUCUUACAGAAGAGCAGCUAAGAUAUGCCGCUACAGAUGCACACUGCUUGCUUGAAAUAUUCAAAAUCUUCCAGGCCAUGGUUGUCAAAGAAGGGAAAUCAUGUAAUGAUGUCAAGGAACUGCAUCAAUUUAAUUUGAAUUUAGGACUGAAGGAUAUUUUUCAGAUGCCUGAUGGUGACAAUAAGCUAGCUGGGACCAAAUUUUGCAACGCGCUGGAUAUUGUCCAGGCUACUGCAUCUUCUGAAGAUUGUGGAAGAAUAGCCAGGGGACUGGAGGUAAUCAGAAAAACUAAGCCUAUGGAUGAAUCCCUCUGGAAGAUAGUAAGAAAAUAUGGUGAAAAACUUUUGUUGUGUGAAUCUGAUAGAAAGCCAAAAACUUCCAGAAAGAAAGGAAAAAAGCGGUCCUCGGUGGUUGCUGUUUGCAAAAAAAACCAGCUAGAUAGUUCUGGUGGCUGGCAAGGCCUCCCACCAUGGGAUAUAUCCUUGGGGGGUGAUGGAUGGCCUAAGUUUUUGUGUGAUGUGAUGGUUGAAGGCUUGGCAAAACAUCUACGUUGUGUUGGUGUAGAUGCUGCAAUUCCACAUUCCAAAAAGCCAGAACCCAGGGAGCUAAUCGAUCAAGCAUACAAAGAGAAGAGAGUGCUUUUGACAAGAGAUGCCAAGCUAUUGAGACACCAGUAUCUGCUAAAGAAUCAAAUAUAUAGGGUGAAGAGUCUUCUGAAAAAUGAACAGCUAAUUGAGGUAAUUGAGAUUUUCCAAUUGAAAAUUAGUGAGGAUCAGCUAAUGUCGAGGUGCACCAAAUGCAAUGGGAGAUUUAUUCAGAAGCCGCUGACAACAGAAGAGGCCAUUGAAGCUGCGAAGGGCUUCCAAAGAAUUCCGAACUGCUUGUUUGACAAAAAUUUAGAAUUUUGGCAAUGCAUGGACUGCAACCAACUUUACUGGGAGGGAACCCAGUACCACAAUGCUGUUCAGAAGUUCAUCGAUGUUUGCAAAUUGAACGAAUGACUCGGAACUUGGGGAAAAGAACACUGUGCUCUGUGAUAAAUAUCAUCCUAUCGAUAUUGUUUGUACUAAACUUUAAUAGUGCUUAAGCUCACAGUUAUAUUUCCCCGCAUUUUUAUUUUGCGGAAAUGCUUCUACAGUACCAAGCUCUUUCCAUCGUUA